AUGAAUAAUCAUCGUUUAUACAUUAUCAUCACUUAUUUUAUUUUUACUCUUAUACAUUUCAUAUCAACCUUGGAAUGUGAUAAACAAUCUAAGGAAGAUAAUGUUCCAUUUAAUAUGAAAGUUCAUCAAUCACCAAUUAUUGUUAUUGGCACUUCAUUAGAUAAAAAUAUUGAUAUAAAUAUUCGAAAUUUAUUUAAUGUUACGUUUCUUGUUUCGUGUAUUUUAAAAGGUCGACCAACUCAACGUAUUAUUCAUAUUGUUCAAGCAGGUUCACUUCUUGGUCGUCGUUCAUGUCAAAGAUUAAAUGUUAAUCAACAAUAUAUUGUUUUUCUUGAACCAUUUUUUGAUCGAACUUAUCGACCAGUAGAUUUUGAAGAAGUUCCUUAUAGUAAUCGAAUACAUUUGUUACUUGAAAAAACAUGUGGUCUUUCACGAACAUAUCCAUUUACGGAAAUAAAUGAUACUGAAGCAGCCCUAACUAAUAAAUGUCCAUCAGCUGUUUCUCUGGAUUGUCCAUCAGAAACAUCAAAAACAACUAUUGCAUUAUCAACAACAACAACAACAACGGCGACAAAUUCAAUUUUGACAACAACAACAACAACAACAACAUCAACUAGUAUUACUUUAUUAGGAAAAGAUCCAAUUGAUCUAGCCGUAUUAUCACUUCUUUUAUCUGAACAUCAACAACAAAAUCUUAGUCUCGAUUUUUUUCAAGGUCAAAAUCAUAAAUCACUUUUUUCCGAUGAUGAAGCACGAAAAAAUAGAGCUAAUCGAUUAUCAUCUAUGCUUAUUAUUAAUUUAAUUCAUUUGAUUUUUUUUUUAAAUAUUCUUUAUAUUAUAUUCUAG
Molecule: messenger RNA, 846 nt
Organism: Rotaria sordida
Lineage: Eukaryota; Metazoa; Rotifera; Eurotatoria; Philodinida; Philodinidae
Source: the annotation of a GenBank genome assembly